GCGCGGGUUGAGCUAGAGGCUGUCAUUAGAGCAGAGACGCACCAGCCGACAGCAGCAAAACCUUUGAAGAGCACAGCAGGCCUACGCACGAGCAGAAAUAUGAGGGAAAUAGUUCAUUUACAAGCGGGACAGUGUGGAAAUCAGAUCGGGACGAAGUUCUGGGAAGUGAUCAGUGACGAGCAUGGCAUCGACCCUACCGGGAACUAUGUCGGCGACUCGGUGCUGCAGUUGGAGCGGGCGAACGUCUACUACAACCUGGCGUCCUCAAAUAAAUAUGUCCCCCGUGCCGUGCUGGUGGACCUGGAGCCAGGGACCAUGGACAGUGUGCGCUCAGGGACCUUCGGACAGCUAUUCAGACCCGACAACUUCAUCUUUGGACAGACGGGUGCUGGGAACAACUGGGCGAAAGGCCACUACACAGAGGGGGCGGAGCUAGUGGAAUCGGUGCUGGACGUCGUGAGGAAGGAGUGCGAGAACUGUGACUGUCUACAGGGUUUCCAGCUCACCCACUCUCUAGGUGGAGGAACGGGCUCAGGCAUGGGCACCCUGCUCAUCAGCAAGAUCAGAGAGGAGUACCCCGACCGGAUCAUGAGCACUUUCAGUGUCAUGCCCUCCCCCAAGGUGUCUGACACGGUGGUGGAGCCCUACAACGCCACCCUCUCCGUGCACCAGCUAGUGGAGAACACGGACGCGACGUACUGCAUCGACAACGAGGCGCUCUACGACAUCUGCUUCCGCACGCUCAAGCUGACCACGCCCACCUACGGCGACCUCAACCACCUGGUGUCGGCCACCAUGAGCGGCAUCACCACCUCCCUGCGCUUCCCCGGGCAGCUCAACGCCGACCUCCGCAAGCUGGCCGUCAACAUGGUGCCCUUCCCCCGCCUGCACUUCUUCAUGCCCGGCUUCGCCCCGCUGACGGCCCGCGGCAGCCAGCAGUACCGCGCCCUGUCCGUGCCCGAGCUCACGCAGCAGAUGUUCGACUCGAAGAACAUGAUGGCGGCGUGCGACCCGCGCCACGGCCGCUACCUCACGGUGGCCACCGUGUUCCGCGGCCAGAUGUCCAUGAAGGAGGUCGACGAGCAGAUGCUCAACGUGCAGAACAAGAACAGCAGCUACUUUGUGGAGUGGAUCCCCAACAACGUGAAGGUGGCGGUGUGCGACGUGGCGCCCCGCGGCCUCAAGAUGUCGGCCACCUUCAUCGGCAACAGCACGGCCAUCCAGGAGAUCUUCAAGCGCAUCUCGGAGCAGUUCUCCGCCAUGUUCCGCCGCAAGGCCUUCCUCCACUGGUUCACGGGCGAGGGCAUGGACGAGAUGGAGUUCACGGAGGCGGAGAGCAACAUGAACGACCUGGUGUCCGAGUACCAGCAGUACCAGGACGCUACGGCCGAGGAGGAGGAGAACUUUGACGAGGAGGCGGACGAAGAGAUAGCGUAAGGAACAAGCGGACAUUGGUGAAGGGAUGGCGAAAGAUUAUGGUAUGCAAUGUCGUUCAGACAUUGGUCCAGGUAGGAGGAAGAAGAAUCUCCAGAAUCCAAUUUGGGUAUAAAACCUUGACACUCGUCCAGAGUCUGUUAAGCAAAAACAAAACUUGUCUAUAAAGUUAAAUUUAAAAGAACUCUGAUAUUGACGACUGAUUCAGGAUCAACAUUUACGCUACUGGAGAAAACUCUGAUGCAAACUUAAAUUCCUUCCUACACGUUUAUAUUACACUGAUAGUAGCUACUAUUCUUCAAGUGUGUAACAUAUGUAGAUAGAGAUUUAAUUUAACUAAAUGUAUGAUAUUACAAACUAUAAGCAAAUACACCCACAUCCAUCGCAGUAUCCGACAUGCAAGUAACAAAAAAAGGAAAAGGAAAGUAUUUAACAAUUUACUCUGAACAGUGGGUUUUACUUAAUCAAAACAAAAGCGUCUUUUGUGUUUAAAUGUUGUUUGUGUUGUGUUGUAUGAAAAGGUGACUUAUUUUUAAGUGUUGACCCCAGUGGUUCAUUCCAGGGGAAAUAAAUCAAAAUGUUUGUUCUGAGCUCA
Molecule: messenger RNA, 2029 nt
Organism: Gadus macrocephalus (Pacific cod)
Lineage: Eukaryota; Metazoa; Chordata; Actinopteri; Gadiformes; Gadidae
Gene: tubb6
Product: tubulin, beta 6 class V
Exons: 6
Coding region: 100-1437 (445 amino acids)
Biological process (GO): mitotic cell cycle; microtubule cytoskeleton organization
Cellular component (GO): cytoplasm; microtubule
Molecular function (GO): GTP binding; structural constituent of cytoskeleton; GTPase activity
Source: RefSeq, a predicted model, not a curated record